This is a messenger RNA of Closterium sp. NIES-67, 2923 nucleotides long. NCBI's taxonomy places the organism in Eukaryota, Viridiplantae, Streptophyta, Zygnematophyceae, Desmidiales, Closteriaceae. The record is from the annotation of a GenBank genome assembly.
AGUGCUAACCUUCCACUACUCUCCAAUUAUCGAUUUGUUCCUGUCUAAGCUACCAUACCUUCUAGAUUAUCAUCACGUUGGAACGGACGGGCUUACUCCUCCCUGGCACGAGAACCCCCGUCUGCCUGAUGUCUCUCCGCCUCCCCACCGUCGCACCGUGGAUGCCCCUCCGUCUUUUCCAACCCUCUGCACCUCCGCUCUCCUUGCCCGCGCCACCCGCUUAUGGGCCGCGGGCCGCUGGGGAGGGGAGGGGAGGGGGGGAGACGGUGAAAAGGGAGAAGGGCGCGGAGAGUGGGAGCACAGGGGCGGGCGGCGGCGGCGUGGACCUGAAGCGGUGGAUGGAGCAGCGCGUGCGCGCCACGGGCAUCGAGCCCUUCCCCUCGCUGGCGAGCGCCUUCCCCCCGGCCUCGCGCGCGCAUUCCGACUCCCCCCCCGACUACAACGACUCGGGGUGGAUCCGAGAGCCGGCUCGGGGCAAGGACGGCGGAAAGGCCGGGGAGAGCCACGAACGCAGAGAGCCGCAGCAGCCCCCCGCGAAGGCACAGGUGCCCAAAAGGGGUGGGCGCGGGGCGAGCAGCAAAUUCGCGAAGCUGUCGCACGCGGAGUGGGAGGCGCAGGCCUUGGCGAUGGUGCAGGCGAAGAAGAAACAGAUGCUGCUGCUGGCGCGCGCUAGGGACGAGCGCGAGGGGAAGAGCAAGGAGAGGGAGAAGGAGACGAAGGAGAAGGAGAAGGGGAAGGGGAAGGGGGCACUGUCAGCGCGACUCAGUGCAGAGAUUGCGGGGGAGGGUGGGGCGCAAGGGGAGAGGGGCGGAGAAUGGUCGGGGGGUUCAGGAAGCAAGCAAGGGUCAGCGCCCACCCAUGCUCCUCGCGCCCCCGGCCCUCACCGCCUCGCACCUAGCGCCGCUGCCCCCGCACUUGCUCCGCUGUCCCCCACGCGCCCCCUCCCCGCUGCUGUAGGCAGCAGGGCGGACGAGGCGGAGGUGCUUGGGGCGGGCUCGGGGGAGAGCGGACUGAGGAAGGGCGCAGGGGGGCUGGGAGAGGGAAGGCAGGCAGCGGGUGGGGCGAUGGGGAAGGGGCGGGAGGGAGGUGGCAGCGACGGAGACGGCAGCGGUGCGUUUGAGGGGUGGAGGGGCGUGUUGCGGACAGGGGGUGCGCAGGAAAACAGUGGCAGCACGGGCGGUGGCGCAAGUGGCAGCAUCACACGCGUCAGUGAUGGUGUGAACAGCACGAGUGACGCAAGGGACGGCAGCAUGAGUGGUGCACGCAGCGAGGGGUGGCAUCCAUCGGCCUUGAGUCAGCACGGCCUAGUGCCCGCAGGGUCCCCCCGUGCCUCCCCGCCGUCAUCUGCGCGCGAGGCGGCGCGGCGGGCGCGGCAGGCGGCGCUGGUGGCGUGUCUGGUGGAGGAGGGCUUCCGUGCGCCCGACCUGCACCGCUUCGCCAGCAGCAGGAAGGCGUCGCUCACCACGUCGGUCGUCCUGGCUCGCGAGCGCAUUGCCUAUCUGCGCGCCAUCGGGCUGCCCGCCUCCGCCGUGCCGCGCCUCAUCGCGCGCUGCCCCCGCCUGCUCACCUUCCGUGUGGACUCGCGCAUGGCGCCACGUGUCGCCUUCCUACUGGCCCUGGGCGUGCCUGAGGACCGUGUGGGCCGCGUGGUGCAGCAGGCGCCGGGCAUCUUCGAGUGCAGCGUGGAGCGCGCCCUGCUGCCGCGCAUCCACUUCCUGCAGAGCGCGCUGCAGCUGAGCGGCGAGGACGUGGUGAAGGUGGUGGUGCGCAGCCCGCAGGUGCUGACGCAGAGCGUGCAGGAGGGCCUCGUGCCGCGCCUCCACUACUUCCUGCACCAUCUCGCCCUGCCCCUGCCCUCCCUCGCCUCCAUGGUCGUGCGCCACCCCCAGCUGCUGCACUACUCGCUGGAGGACGCGGUGCGCCCGCGGGUGGCCUUCCUGCGCAGCAUCGGGCUCUCCACCCGGGAUGUGGCGCACGUGCUCUUCAGACUGCCCCAGAUCCUGUCUCUCUCGGUGCCCAACUGCCUGGAGCCCAAGUACGAGUACCUGGUGCGCCACCUUGGGGGCUCGGCCAGCUCCGUCGUGUCGUUCCCCGCUUACUUCUCGCUCUCCUUGCACGCGCGCAUCCGCCCGCGCCACCUCUUCUACCUGCACUCCCGAGGCCGCUCCUCGCCCUCUUCCCCUCCUCCUCCGCAGCUUCCUCCUCCUGCUGACGAGGCUCCAGCCUCUCCCCCUCCUCCUGCCUCCUCAUCUGCUGCCACUGCUGGCUCGUCUGCCGCCUUGCCGUCUUCUGCAGACGCACCACCCAUGCCAUCACCCCCAUCCGCACCCCCAUCCACACCCCCAUCCACACCCCCAUCCACACCCCCAUCCCAGUCCGCCCAUCCCUUCGCCUUCCUCUCAUCCUCCCGCCCCCUCCCAGCUGCAUGCUCCCCUCUGCCCCCUCCCCAAGCCGCCCCUCCCUCCACGGCCUUCCCACUGAGCCUGCUGGCGCCCACGGACGAGGCGUUCUGCAGGCGCCUGGGGCUGCCCAACGACUCCCAGUACCAGGCGUUCAAGCAGGCGCUGGCCUCCACUGCUGCCCCGCCGCCUCACACACCACGGCCAGAAACAGCUGCACUGCCAUCUGCUGCGGCACAGCCAGCUGCGGCAAUAUCGAGGAGAGGGGUACGAGAGGCAGUGGCACGUCCAGCAGGAGUGGGAGGGAAGGGAAGAGACAAGUCGAAAGACUGAGACACCCACCAGUUGGCAUGCAUUGCCAGAAGUACUUCGAGGAAGUGAAAAAGACUUGUGAGACGGAUCUAAUGUUGCGAAUGGGCGAUGUUUCCCUACGUCAAUAAUGUAGGAGCAGUCUAAUGUUAUCGUUAUAGCUGCGAGCAUACCUCAUGUUACAAUUCUCGUUUCGCGAUGCCAUCCAUGUUCUG